This is a messenger RNA of Cherax quadricarinatus, 6236 nucleotides long. RefSeq names its product CMP-sialic acid synthase (gene Csas). Gene Ontology annotation, molecular function: N-acylneuraminate cytidylyltransferase activity. NCBI's taxonomy places the organism in Eukaryota, Metazoa, Arthropoda, Malacostraca, Decapoda, Parastacidae. The record is from RefSeq and is a predicted model, not a curated record.
CUCAACAAGGAGAUCAGCAGCCGACUUGUGCAUCAGACCUGGUGCUGUGAGCAUCUCUUACUCCACUCUCUGCUCCGAAAUGUCUGCAACGGGCUUAGUGUUGGCAAGAGGAGGCAGCAAGGGUAUUAAAAACAAGAACAUUGUCCUUCUCAAUAGUCGACCGUUGUUGCUGAGAUGCCUUCAAGUUAUGCAUGAGGCAGGCUGUUUUAGCAGCAUAUGGGUUAGCACAGAUGAUGAGAAAAUUGCAGAGUGCGCAAAGAACGGCGGGGCUAAAGUACACCAUAGAGCAAAAUACACAGCAGUUGAUGAAGCGUCAUCAUUAUGUGCUGUACAAGAAUUCCUUCAGCAUCACACAGAGAUCAGCAUUGUUUGUGUUGUUCAGUGUACAUCACCAUUUUUACAAGCAAGAUAUCUCCAUAAAGGAAUGGAAAAAAUACAGAGUGGCUAUGACUCUGUUUUCUCAGUAACACGCAGACAUCUCUUACGAUGGUCUGAAGGGGAGCUAACUUAUCCUCAGAACUUUAAUCCAAGACAUCGGCCACAGCGACAGGACUGGGUUGGUGAAUUGUACGAAAAUGGCAUGUUUUACUUCUGUAAAGUGAAUCUUGUUCAUCAGGGUCUUCUUCAAGGUGGAAGGUGUGGCUACAUAGAAGUGCCUCUGUGUGAGAGCUUGGAUAUUGACUCUCCAUUUGACAUCAUAGUUGCUCAGACAUGGAUCAACUACUGUCAACAAGAAGAAAGACAGCACAGUCUCUAACUGUGACACAGUUUAGAAGAGUUACUUACCAACUGUAAUUUAGAAAUUAUCCAGUUAUAUAAUUUUUUUUUUAACACACUGGCCGAUUCCCACCAAGGCAGGGUAGCCCGAAAAAGAAAAACUUUCACCAUCAUUCACUCCAUCACUGUCUUGCCAGAAGGGUGCUUUACACUACAGUUAGCUAUGAUUUAAACUGCAACAUUAACAUCCCUCCUUCAGAGUGCAGGCACUGUACUUCCCAUCUCCAGGACUUAAGUCUGGCCUGCCGGUUUCCCUGAAUCCCUUCAUAAAUGUUACUUUGCUCACACUCCAACAGCACGUCAAGUAUUAAAAACCAUUUGUCUCCAUUCACUCCUAUCAAACCGCUCACGCAUGCCCGCUGGAAGUCCAAGCCCCUCGCACACAAAACCUCUUUUACCCCCUCCCUCCAACCUUUCCUAGGCCUAUAUAUGAUACAUAUAUAUAUACGAUACAUAUAUAUAUAUGAUACAUAUGAUACAUAUAUGUGAUACAUAUUGGCAGUUUGGAGGGAUAUGUUGUGUAUCUUUAUAUGUGUAUGCUUCUAAACUGUUGUAUUCUGAGCACCUCUGCACAAACAGUGAUAAUGUGUGAGUGUGGUGAAAAUGUUGAAUGAUGAUGAAAGUAUUUUCUUUUUGGGGAUUUUCUUUCUUUUUUGGGUCACCCUGCCUCAGUGGGAGACGGCCGACUUGUUGAAAAAAAAAAAAAAUAUAUGAUACAUAUAUAUGAUACAUUUCAUAGGCUGUUAUUAACCACUCUGUAUUUGUUAAGAAAUUAAUGUUGAAUAUAAAUUCUGUAUAUUGAAUAAUUAUGAAUUCCCUAAAAAGAGGGGGUACUUUUAGUGCACAAAUAACCAGCACAGAAUAAAACUUAUGACGAUUUUUCUUAUAGUUAACAGAUUUUUUCUUCUUCCAAGCACAACUGUUGGCAACAAUGUUGGUCCAAUAUGCCUCAUAACAAAUUACAUUCUAUCAAGCCAAGCUUAGGUUUCUGGCCUUUUUGUCAUCAAUGCCGAAGUUGGGAGACAGCGCUCUCCUGUCUUCGCAUCGGACACACCCAUCUCGCCUGUUCCACUCUAUGAGAUUUGUCUGGUUCCAAUUUCACUUUCUCAUAUUCAAUCAAUGAACAUGCAAAAUUUUCCUCUGAUGUUGUAAGCUCUCUAACGCUCUUACUUUAUCUUCCUUGCUGACGGCCCCACCUUUAACACAGACUCCCUCUUUGACGUUUUGACUGCAGCUGAUUUAUUACACAAUCUUUGAUAAUACUCCCUUUAGCACUUCUCACAGUGCUUCCUAACUCUUCUACUGUUGCGCUCUCCACCUUUGCUUAUACAGUGGACCCCCGAGUUUUAUGAUUAAUCCGUUCCAGAGAGCCCGCCGAAGGUUGAAAUUCACGAAACUCGAAACCAUUUUCCCCAUAAGAAAUAAUGGAAAUAAAAUUAAUCCAUUCCAGACACCCAAAAAUAUUAAAAUAAAAUAUUUUUUUCAAAUUAAAUAAAGAUUUACAUAAUGAAAACAAUCAGAAAUCAAGUACUUACAUUUAAAAAAAUAAUAAUAACAUUACACUUACCUUUGCUGAAGACUUCUGCAUGGAGGAAGGUGUACACUAUGUUUUGGAAGGAGAAUCUCCUUCUAUCUAGGCUGGAAUAUUGCUGCACACUAACAGCACCUUUCAAGGCAGGUGAAAUUGCUGACCUAGAAAAUGUACAGAGAACCUUCACGGCGCGCAUAACGGAGAUAAAACACCUCAAUUACUGGGAGCGCUUGAGGUUCCUGAACCUGUAUUCCCUGGAACGCAGGCGGGAGAGAUACAUGAUUAUAUACACCUGGAAAAUCCUAGAGGGACUAGUACCGAACUUGCACACGAAAAUCACUCACUACGAAAGCAAAAGACUUGGCAGACGAUGCAACAUCCCCCCAAUGAAAAGCAGGGGUGUCACUAGCACGUUAAGAGACCAUACAAUAAGUGUCAGGGGCCCGAGACUGUUCAACUGCCUCCCAGCAUACAUAAGGGGGAUUACCAACAGACCCCUGGCAGUCUUCAAGCUGGCACUGGACAAGCACCUAAAGUCGGUUCCUGACCAGCCGAGCUGUGGCUCGUACGUUGGUUUGCGUGCAGCCAGCAGCAUCAGCCUGGUUGAUCAGGCUCUGAUCCACCAGGAGGCCUGGUCACAGACCGGGCCGUGGGGGCGUUGACCCCCGGAACUCUCUCCAGAUACCAGAUACCAUUAGGACUUCAGGUAUGAAGUCCAUAUCUGGGGUUACUUCCCUUCUUCUUUUAAUGCCACUGGGACCAGCUUGAGAGUCACUGGACCCCUGUCGCACAAAAUAUCUGUCCAGAGAGAUCUGUUUCUGGCAUUUCUUUAAGAUUUGUCUGAAGUGGGACACAACACUGUCAUUGUACAUGUUGCCAAUAUGGCCUGCAACAGGUUUGUUAGGGUGAAGUUCAUCCAUAAAUGUUUGCACUUCAGUCCACUUUCCACAAAUGUCCUUAAUCUUUGAAGAAGGCACCUUCCUCCAUCUCCCUCCUCCUCUGCAGCAGUUUCCUGAGCUGUGAUCUGUUGCUGUUGCAGAUGAAGCUCUUGCAGCUCUUCAGUGGUUAGCUCUUUCCUGUGGUCCUCCACCAACUCUUCCACAUCCUCACCACUCAUCUCCAACCCCAGGGACAUCCCCAAUGCCACAAUAGUUUACCCCAACUGGCAUAGGUUCCUUAGGGUCAGCCACAAACCCUUCAAAAUCCCUCUCUUGUACACAAUCUGGCCACAAAUUUCUCCAGGCAGAGUUCAAAGUCCUGGAAGUCACUCCCUCCCAAGACUUACCUAUAAGGUUUAUGCAAUGGAGGAUAUUAAAGUGAUCUUUCCAGAACUCUCUUAGGGUCAAUUCAGUGUCUGAGGUCACUUCAAAGCACUUUUGAAACACUACUUUGGUGUAGAGUUUUUUGAAGUUUGAAAUGACCUGCUGGUCCAUGGACUGGAGGAGAGAAGUGGUAUUAGAAGGCAAGAACUUCACCGUGAUGAAACUAAACUCCUCCACUAUUUGCUCUUCCAAGUCUGGAGGAUGAGCAGGAGCAUUGUCCAUUACCAGGAGGCACUUGAGUGGCAAUUUAUUUUUCAGGAGGUAUUUCUUCACAUUGGGGCCAAACACUUCAUUAAACCAGUCUAGGAAAAUAUCCCUUGUGACCCAUGCCUUACUGUUAGCCUUUCACAUAUCACACAAAUUACUUUUGGUGACACUGUAUUUCUUGAACACUCUGGGAUUUUCAGAGUGAUACAUCAGUAAGGCUUCACUUUAAAAUCCCCACUAGCAUUUCUACAAAAUAUGAAAGUAAGCCUGUCUUUCAUAGGCUUGUGUCCUGGGAGUGCCGCUUCCUCCUGCGUGAUGCAGGUCCUCUUUGGCAUUUUCUUCCAGAAGAGGCCUGUUUCGUUACAAUUAAACACUUGUUGGGGUUUGAAUUCUCCAGUGUCUACACACUCCUUAAACUCCUGUACAAACUUCUCAGCUGCUUUUUUGUCAGAACUGGCUGCCUUAUCACACUGUGAAUGCCACUAUGCUUCUUAAAUCUCUCAAACCAACCUUUGCUGGCCUUAAAAUCACAAGCAUCACCACUUGUUGCAGGCAUGUUCUUUACAAGAUCGUCAUGCAACUGCCUUGCCUUUUCACAUAUUAUCGACUGCGUAACACUAUCUCCUGCUAACUGUUUUUUGGUAAUCCACACCAACAAUAACCUCUCCACUUCUUCGAGGAUUUGUGAUCUCCUUUUUGUCAGCAUAUCCACCCCUUUUGCAACAACAGCACACUUUAUUUCCUUUCCUUUCGCCACGAUCAAAGUGAUGGUUGAAUGGGGCUUGCCAUACAUCCUGGCAAGCUCUGUAACACGCACUCUACUCUCAUAUUCUUCAAUGAUUUCCUUCUUGAAUUCGAUCAUGUUCCUCACUUUCUUUACCAAAGGGCUUGCACUAGCUUUUUUUGGGUUCAUGGUGACUUAUUUAGCAGUUGUAAUCACAAAAAACAAUGGAUUAUUAUGUAUGAACCCGCGGGGUGAUGGUCACGUGUUGGUAAACAAUGGCACACUGAGCGUGAAUGGCAUGGGAGACGGGCUUUGUGUGCGUGGUGACGGGCAGACGGGUACCGGAUGGUCGCCGAAACACGAGUUUUUUCACGAAACUUGAGGCCAAAAUUUUCCAAAAAAAACUCGCCGAAGGUCGAAUUUCACGAAAGUCAAGGCUGCCAAAACUCGAGGGUCCACUGUACUAUGAUCCUGCAUCACCUCCUGCCCUGCAAUGCUGUAUGACCCUAGUGGGUUUAGCACUUUUUUAUUAUAAUACAAGCACAACCAUGGUUUCUGUAUAAUAAAUUGUCAAUGCCUCUUUUGAGUGACUUGAAACUUUCAGAUCUGGUGUAUCUUACAGAAAGGCUAUUUAUAUUAGUUAUUCCUGUAGUGAGACCUAUAAGUAGUUGCCUGAUUUUUUUUCUUCCUCUAAAGUUUUAUUUAUAAUUUGAGAACACCUUGUCCAGUCAGCUUCAAAUUUUCAGUGCUGAUUUAUUGCAAUGGAUAGGGGUUCAUGCAACUCUUGAUAUGUUCAGCUGCUUUCUCAUCAGUAUUGUUACAUAGACCAUUCCAGGAUUCUUAGAAUGUAUCCAAUAAUAUUAAAGAACCUCUUCUAAUUAGUUUCAAACACUUAACACUUUUGUAUCCUAUUUAGAAGAAAACUGAGUGUUAUUGAGGUGUGUAGCUGUACAUUUUGUCUGUCUUAUGAGUACAUUUAUGUGGAGUUUUUUUCCCCUUUAAAUCACAUAGAUUAUACUUGAGUAAAGUGUACCUCUCUGGAAUGGGUUCAGUUUUUUUGGUUGAUUCAUCUUAUGUACAGGAUAAUACCCAGUAAGCUUAGUAUGCAUAAAUACAAAUGUGUCAAUUAUAUUAACAUACAUGGUUAAAAAUAGGGAAUUUCAGUGGGGAAGAGUAAAUGGGGUUUUUAACCCUUUCAGGGUCCAAGACCAAAAUCUGAAGUGGUGCCCCAGUGUCCAAGAAUUUUCAAAAAAAAAUUGUUAUUUUUUCUUAUGAAAUGGUAGAGAAUCUUUUUGUGAAUGUAAUAAAACAAAAAGUACGAAAUUUGAUGGGGAAUUGACGAAAUUAUGCUCGCAUGAAUUUUGAUGUGUCAGCGAUAUUUACGAAUCGGCGAUUUUGCCGACUUUGACUCCCAUUUUAGGCCAAUUACAUUAUUCCAGUCGACCAAAUUCUUAACUAUUUCACUAGGAUUACUUCUAUUCUAUCGAUUGAGCACAAGAAAUCGCCAAGUCAACUGUUUCAACUACAAAAUAAAGUGACCGGAAAUUGGUAAUUUGGCCAAUUUAACACAAAGUUCAAAAUAUUCCAAUUUCAAAAUAGGGUCCAGAAUAAACAAUGUAGGUAUUCCUGGCACUAAACUAACAUUUCCUCUGUUCAUUAGUUACGUUUUGAGGCU